Molecule: messenger RNA, 4225 nt
Organism: Linepithema humile (Argentine ant)
Lineage: Eukaryota; Metazoa; Arthropoda; Insecta; Hymenoptera; Formicidae
Source: RefSeq, a predicted model, not a curated record
AUAACUAUUUUCACAAUUAAAAAUAUUCGUGUUAAUGCGACGAUGUCAUGUGAUUGCUAUGAGAUAUUUGGAUGUUAUAUACUGAUUGAUGAUCGAUCAUAACUUCACCGGACGAAGUUACCUAUUAUAUAUGAGGAAAGGCUGCACCAUGAAGUGACGAUUGUUGAGGAGCAUUAUUUGUGAUCUCCUUGUCUAAACGAUCUAUAUCAAGGUUAAAUCGAUAGUAAUCAUUUAUUUUAACAGUGCGUGCGGAUCAGACGGAAGAAAUGGCCUCAAAUGAAGCAGGCAAGCCGCUUGUAUCCCGAGAAGACAUCAACUGGCGAAAGGAUAUAAUUUCACAGUUACGCGAAAGGAACAGAUCGCAAACCACUUGUUUUGCGGAACUCAUAAGCCUACAUAAUAGGUUAUUUGAAAGUGUAAACACAUUACGAAAUACAAACAUGCAAUUGACAAUUGCAAAUGAGACUCUUCGUCGUGAAUCGGGAAAUGGCACUCCUGGUUUAAGUGGAAAUUCGGAUCUCGAAGCUAGACUUUUAAAACAAGCAGAAGAAUUGGCAAUGCUGCAUAAAAGGAAAGGAGAGCAUACACAACAAAUAGUAGAUCUCAAUAAUAAACUGCAGAACAUGACGAAAGAACUACAAGCAAAGGAAGCCAGUCUUGCGGAAAGUUUGGAAACUAACAACAAUUUACAUGUAGAAAUAUCUAAAUACAUUGCUAAAGAAAAAGAAUUAGAAGGUGUUAGUCAGAUGCUCAAAGAUGAACAUCAAGCUUUGCAACUUGCUUUUGCAUCUUUAGAAGAAAAACUUAGGAAAACACAGGAAGAAAAUCGACAACUGAUUGAACGCUUAAUAAAAUAUAAAGCCAGAGAUGCAGAAAAAAUGAAUGAGGAAAAUGACAAUUUUUUAAGAAAAAGGCAAGCAAAGUUGCAAAAAGAAUUGGAAGAUGCAGCACGUGAUACCAGACCUGUCAGUCCCGAUCGUUUAAGCUUAAAAGAAGGAAUCGCUGGUCUUCCGACAGCAGUGCCAACGAAAGUAUCCGUAACAUUUAGUGCCCAUGAAGGGGAAGUUUACGCUGUUAAAUGGUCGCCUACCGACAGAACUCUGGCUACUGGUGGUGCUGACAGAAAAGUCAAACUUUGGAAUAUUACUAAAGGCACAUCUGAGAGCAAAGGCAACCUCGUUGGCAGCAACGCUGGUGUGAUGUCAGUGGAUUUCGACUCGACGGGCACGCUUAUCCUCGGAGCAUCUAACGACUAUGCAAGCCGCGUCUGGACCGUCAGUGAUUUUCGUCUAAAGCACACACUCACGGGCCACUGCGCAAAGGUGAUGGCGGCGAAGUUUCUUGGCGAGCCGUCAAAAGUAGUUACGGGAAGUUAUGAUCGAACCUUAAAAAUCUGGGACCUGCGCAGCAAAGCAUGUAUAGAGACGAAAUUUGCUGGAUCAAGUUGCAAUGACCUCGUAACUUCUGAUGGAGCUGGCUCUACAAUAAUUAGUGGUCAUUUCGAUCAAAGGAUCAGGUUUUGGGAUACUAGAGCUGAAUCCAGCUCGAAUGAUAUCCUACUGGAAGGGAAAGUUACGUCUUUAGAUUUAUCCCGCGACGCAAAUUAUCUUUUGAGUUGUGUGAGGGACGACACGGUGAAGCUGAUUGACUUACGAAUGAAGAAGAUUGUUGGGUCUUUCAGCGGUGACGGUUUCAAAGUGGGAUUCGAUUGGACAAGAGCCGCUUUCAGUCCUGACGGGCAGUAUAUAGCGGUGGGUUCCGCAGACGGUUCCGUCUUCAUCUGGUCUAUCGCGACGAAUAUGAUCGAGACGAUACUAAAAGGGCAUGCGGCAGCAGUAACAGCCGUGUCUUGGCACCCGCACGGCAUGUACUUGGCAUCUGUCGAUCGUGCCAAGACGGUGACGGUUUGGGGCGAUCAAGUUUGACAGGAGGUGUGAUCCCGGGACAGACGAUUAUUGUUUCACGCAUGAAGAUCUCGUGCCGUUCGUAUCGGCCUUCUCGCGGCUGUGAAAUGAAGCGGUCGCGCGCGCACACUUGCGAUUCACGGCCGCAAUCCAGCGAGAUUUCACGGCGGGCAUCCAACAGAAGGAUAAUCAAAAUUAUUGGUCGGUUCGGCCGCACGGGUUAUAAAGCCAUGUAAGGCCACCGUUUUGAGAGCUGUAAAGCGCAGACACCGCGCCGAACAAAUCUGGAAGCGCGGUAGGGACUAUUGUACAUAAAACUGCACUUAUUGUUACUCCCAGGUUGUAAAGAUUCCCUUUUUAGAAUAGUAUCUGCGCGCUUCAGCCGCGCCGCGCCGUCUACCCGCAGGAAAUUUCAGAGAUCAUCAUAGUCACUGGUGUUUUUCAGGAUUCGAUAGAUAUACGCUUCCUUCGCUAACUGUAACAGAUACGGUCGCGUGUUGUCGUCUGUGCGAAUUCGGGGUGUCUAUACGUGACAUCCAUAGUGUUAUAACAAGAUGUUUGCGAGAGUUGCAUAUUAACCGGUUAAAUGUACCAGAAUUAUUUUUGUUUACCAAAAAGUCAAUUAUCGAGAUACUUUGUAGAAGUUGCCGAAUGUUGUCGACAUUUGAGUGCGACGGAAGAUAUUUUUCGGGAUACGAUGAGGUGAGCGAGCAAACAUUAAUGUAAGAACGCGCUUAGAUCUUUGAGAAUGAGAUUACUUCCCCGGAAUUAAAUAUGCAUUAUUAAAAACUUUGCGAGCCAUUUAAUGCCCGCAGAAGCCGAUUAGUUUUAGUUUCAUCUCAUAUUUAAUAUGUUUGCGUAUUGAGAAUUAUUUUAAAUAUGAAGCAAUCUCAUAAAUUUUUUUCUCUAUAAUGCAAAGUUAAUUCUGCUGGAGUAAUCUUACUUAUGAAUGCGUCUCCAUAUGUGUGCUAUAAUUCGUUUCAUCGCCAGAUUCUCCGACGUCAGUGAAACUCAUAUACGUCAAACUCUUAAUACAAGUCUGACAGAAUAGAAAUCGGGAUAUAGGAAUUAAUCAAGCAAGCACAAUAACGGUACGAUAUUGAUACUAAUUGCAUUAUACACAUUUGCAUUGAUUUACGUAAUUAACGGUAGGGUAUAUCGUACACUGUGUCGAAGUCAUUAUUUUUACUGAUAAAUGCAACGAUUGGCUAAUGAAAUUUAUUUACACGCCCAUACCAUUUUUUUGUUAGAAAAUAAGCUGCUGAAUAUUAAAGCCUUAGGGACAAUUAUAAUUGUCUGAUCGAAGAGGUCCAAGUGUAACAUUGUAUCUUUCUAAAACGUUGAAUUUUUGCAAUUACGAUAGUUUACUCAUUUUUUAGUAUUUAUGACAAUCAUACAUUUUGAUUACUGCGUGUAUCGUGCUAAUAUUUUACUACGUCCAUUACUCAGAAGUAAUAUGCACUGCAUUUUGUUUUACCACACAAAUUUAUAUUUUGCAAAUGUUUUUUACUGCUAUUUUUAUGGAGCUCUUCGGUCACUAUUUCAUAUUUAUUACGUAUGUACUUGCGCGUAAAGUUACAAUGUCUAAAGUGGUUUUGGUUUAAAAAUUGUAUACAUCCAUUCACGAAUCACAUUAUGAAAUAAUUAUUUAAGAGCCCGUUUUUAUAUCAUACAAUUAAAUCCUCACGUACAAUACUUUUUUUUUAUCUGCGAGUCGUUGUUAAAGGCGAUUAACUUCCAAUUAGCAUAUAAAGAAUUGGUCAUUGAUUUGCAUAACACUGGAAGCUUAAUUUCUUAAUAUCGAAUUUUAUUUCGGCUACAUUUUUUUUAAACAAAGAUGAAAGUUAUCUUAGCUAAUCUUAUUCUAAAAAAAUAAUUAUUCACUUUCAUUCUCUUACUCGAUCGAGAAAAAUUUAUCGAUUCUAUAAUCAUCAUUAUAGAAUUAUUAACACAUCACAAGUUAAUAAUUUUACAAUUAACAUUUUGGAAACUUCAUAUCGUUAAAUCUUGUAUCAACGUAAUUUAUUUAACACACAUGAUUGACAAUCAUUUUGCUGCAUUUCUUAAGAACGCAAGCCAAUGACCACGCCUUUUUGUCAUCACGAUAAUAAUUAGCGACUCGCGUUUUGAGCAAACUGUAACCAAUUGCGUCCAAAGUAUUGUGUAAUGAUUUUAAUACUAUACUAUACUUACACUUCAUUUUUGAUUCGAUUAUUAAACCUAGACACUGUACUCUCCUUUUCUCUGUAUACAAUCUUAGCAGAAAUGCUAUAUACAUUGUUCACAUAUGUAAAUAUAUAUAAACGUUUCCCUCUUGUAUU